AUGUUACAUAAACCGAUAGUAUCUGAGGAACUCCCAAGUAGAUUAUCCUCUAAAUCUAGUGUAUUUUAUAUUGAUAAUUUACAUCACUCAAAUUAUCGUCAGUUACAAUGGAAUAUACCUAUAACACAUGUUAAAAUUCAACUAGAAUUAGGCUUCCCUUCUAAAUUUGAUCAGUAUAAAAAACAUUGCACUGAAUAUUUUGAUAAACGAACAUAUCAAGUUCAGGUGGAAAAUCACUUUCGUAAUAUUAAUUCAAAACAUUUUUGUCAUGAUAAAGAAUACCUCCUUGUAUAUGAUAUCUCUGCUGCUAAAAGACGUGAUAAACGGCGUGAAAAAUUAUUUGGUCACACAUACUACUGUUUCAAUCAUCCAACGCAUUAUAAACAAGCAAAAUUAUUGUUAGCUAAAGAAACUGAAAAGUAUGCUGAUUAUUUGACUGAUAAACGAGAAUUAAAAUCGGAUAAGUAUGAUAGACGUAGUAAGAUUGGUGACGAUGGACAUUAUAAGAUGAAUCACAUUUCACAAAGAACAAGAUAUUUAACUUACAAUUCUGAUGAAUACGAUGAUUUAUUGACACACAAAGUACUUCAUAUAGAAGUACCAAAGAUUACACCACCACAGUUCCCAAUAAAAACAUUUGUAGACGCAGAAAAUAAAACGCCUAUAUCAUUAACCACUCAGUCUGUCAAGUCCUUAUACAAUCAGGCUGUCAACAUUAUGAAUAAUAUUAUUCAAACACCAGUUGAUAGAAGAGAUCAGUACUCAAGAAAACAAAUUCUACCUUAUGUGUACCCUCCAAAUAAAUUGGUGUACUUUGGUAGAAUUACUGAUCAUGAUACAGCUAAAGGAUUUAGUGUAUCUAGUGAUGAUGACACAACAUUAUCAACGAGUCUACAAUAUACUUCAUAA
Molecule: messenger RNA, 909 nt
Organism: Trichobilharzia szidati
Lineage: Eukaryota; Metazoa; Platyhelminthes; Trematoda; Strigeidida; Schistosomatidae
Source: the annotation of a GenBank genome assembly